Symbiodinium sp. CCMP2592 is the source of this 1368-nucleotide messenger RNA. The record is from the annotation of a GenBank genome assembly. NCBI's taxonomy places the organism in Eukaryota, Dinophyceae, Suessiales, Symbiodiniaceae.
AUGGACUCUGCUAAACCAACGGCCGGGGGGGUGGGCUGCGAGCUCAGCAGUUCGGGCUUGGGAGGUGUAGGACCUUCAGCUUUGGAUGCUAAAGCGAAGCCACAGCGUCGAUGCUCAGCAAGCCGUGCGGCACCGCGACCGCAAGCGACACGACAGCCGGAAGCGCCACCGCAAAGACAUCAGCAAAAGUCCCCACGACCGGCGUCGGAGUCCACGGAGACUCAAGCAGCGCUCACCCUUGCUGGGCACUCAGAGCAGCGAAGUGCAGGCGACACCCGCGAGCCGGUGCAGGAAGCCCUGCCCAGAAGGCGGCAGAACGACGUGGCCAAGGAGGAGAUGCUCACCAUCUCCAUCUCCGAGUCCCUCGCCGGAAACCCGGAGGGAUGGUCGGAGUGGAGUGGUGACACGAAGAAGAUGUACCUCUCAGGGCUAGAUGCCCAAUUAGCGGCACCAGGUGGUCCCACCGGCUACGCCCACGCGUGGAACGAGGACGCAGAGCCGAGACCGUGGACCGAGACCGCCUCCGCCAUGAGCUCCCCGUGGCCAAUGUCCCAACUACCCCAACAUCUCCCAGAGGCGAUGCCUGCGCCGCCGGCGCCCUCGAUGCCGAUGCGCGCGAUGCCCGCCUCGUCAUGGGCCUCGCCGCUCCGAGUCCCUCUACCAGAACCCAUCAUCAACAAGUACGACAAGCCACUUGCGGGCGACGAGCCCUUGGAGUUGCCCCCACACCUUUCCACUAUGAUCGAGCAGUUUGCCACCGUUGACCCCACACCAUGGCAAGAAGAAGCCCCCAAGCGCUUUCAGCCGCCCCCCGGGCUAGCAGCCGAGCAAUCACUCGCAGGCCCCAGGGUGGCCAAAUCCGUAGUGCCCGUUGCAACCGAACUAGACUUGCCGCCUGGCAUCAAGAUCUUUGGCGUUGACUAUGCCGGCUCCAUGUGCACACGCGUUGAGUGGAGAAUUGACGACCUCAAUGGAAAGCUCCAAGCCAGCAUGGGAAGGCCACUGGUUUCACCUCCCUUCGCAGCUCUUGGCCUACCAAAUCUUCGUCUAAUGGUGUUUCCUGAUGGACGGGAGACCAUGAAGAAUGCCCGGAGCAGUGAGCGAAAGGGCCUCUACACGCAGAUGAUCAAGAAAGGCCCCCUUCACGGCUCACUGAAGCUAAAGGCAGACUGCCUCCAGUGUGCCACCGUGAUGACCGUGAACCUCCUCGUGGGACAGGUUCGCGCUGGGCCCUUGGUCUACGACUUCUCCGAGCAAGCGAUCCAUGGGCUCGAGGACUUGGGCGUGGAUUGGUUGAAGCAGGUGGACAAGAGCAACGGAAGCUUGACAGUUGGAAUUGAGAUUCUUGACGUGCGCCCGCAGCCUUGA